GAAAAGAUGAAGAAGAAGAGUACUACAGUGAUGAGAAGAUUCCGGCGUCUUCAAGGGGAAUGCCAUGGCUUCUGAUGAAAAGCUAUCCUGGAUAAAGGCUCAGUACACCAAGUAUAUACCUCUCCUGAAGCGAUCGAAAGAUGACAUUGCCAGAUCAGGUCGCACUUCAUCUGAAACCUACUCAGGCCUGGAGGACAGAUGUGAAGACACCGGUGAAGAGGCCAUUCACCUUCCAGAAGAAGUGGCCAAUUUUAAGUCUCAGUCAAGUGUUUUAAGAUAUUUCAUACAUCUCAGCAAAAAUGAUGAAGAACAGAUUAACUUUCAAACAAUUGACAGUCUCCUUGCCCAAGGCGCCAAUGUGAAUGAAGUGGACAGACAUGGACAGACAGUGAUGCAUGAGGUAUGUAAAAGCUGGCACACUGAAGUUGCGCAAUUCCUGAUCAAAAGACAUGCUGAUAUAAACAAGCCAGAUCGGUAUGGAGUCACCCCGCUGCACGUGGCAGCUGCAAUGGAUUACCCAGACAUGAUCGCUUUUUUAUUAAAGCAAGGAGCGAACAUUAGCGCAGUAACCAAUGGGAAGCAAACACCGCUGCAUUACGCCGCCAAAUAUGAUGCAGUCCAUUCUUUGAAAGUUCUUCUGAAGCAUGAUGCAGACACCAAUGCCCGAGAUCACAAGCAACGUACAGCUCUGCACCUGGCCUCAGAAUUAGAUCGCAGUGAAGCGGCACGUCUAAUGUUAAACCUGAAAUGUGAUGCAAGUGUACAGGAUGAUACAGGACUGUCUUGCCUGACGAUGAUGGUAGUGAAUAUGCCUCCAGUGGCGACCCAGGCUUUGGAUCAAUUUCUUAUUAAGGAUCGUGCAAAUCGAAAGCAGCAUUUUUAUCUAAACCUUGUGGAGCCAUCAACCUCAGGUUUUAAAGAGACACAAGCCAAAUCUCCACUCGAAGUCAUUGUACAGUCCCGUCAGCUAGACAUUAUCAUGCAUCCAGUUAUCCAGAAAUUAAUUGAAGUAAAAUGGAGAUUUUUUGGCAGAAAGAAUAUCUCUAUAAUGCUGUCACUGAAUCUUCUAUUCAUCAUAUCGUGGACAGCUCUGGGAAUCGCAUCCUCGCUGCCAAGAACAGAGGAUGCCCCUUACAAAUUUCCAGAGGACGCUUGGAGGAUCAUUGUCAUUUGCAUAGCUCUGGGCUUGACAUUAUAUCAGAUUGUGGAGGAAUUUAAAGAAAUCUAUCAGUCAAAGGUCAAGAUGAAUCUAUGGAAAGAAUGGAGAAAAAAGGAGCUUGAGCGGGACUUCAAAUACUGCCAUCCAAUGUGGCCAGAGGAAAAGGAAUACUUGCAAAAGGGUAUAGACGACUUACAGGAUAUUCAGCCCGCUUACUUUAAGGAUUUCUGGAACGUCUUCGACUGGAUUGUGUACUUUCUACUCCUGGCUGUCAUCGUCACUCAUAUAGCUGACGUGAUUGUGCAAAACAAUGCAGAUCUACACGUUUCUCAUGUCCGAGUCUUUGCCGUCACUAUUAUCUUUAUCUGGCUGCGGCUGAUGAAACACGCUAGAGCCAUCCGUCUUCUUGGCCCGUUCAUAGUGAUGCUUGGAAAGAUUGUAACUGAUGUCCUAAAAUUCCUGUUUCUCUAUGGAGAAUUUUACAUUCCCUACGCCUGUGCAUUCUGGAUCAUUUUUGGAGGUAAAGUACACAACAUGGCCACCGUACCGCAGAUGCUGUUCACUAUAUUCCGCAUCACGCUGGUUGACGACUAUAACUUUGGAGACAUGUACGCUGUUGAUCCCGUCAUGGCCUACAUUCUAUGUGGAACAUUCUUAGGAGUUUCUUCCAUUCUCUGUAUCAACUUGCUCAUUGCACUUCUUGCCGAUACAUUUCAAAGGGUCUACGAUAAUGCCACAGCAAACGCAGUCAUGCAACAGGCAACUAUGCUGCUACAGAUAGAGGAAGGCCUCAGCAAGAAGAAUAAGUCCAAGUUUGAUCAGUACAUGCGUACCAGCUGCGCCCCGCUGUCUCUCUUCUAUGAUGAUGACCUCACUAUUGAUCAAGAUGAUGAUCUGAAAAAAGUCACCAUGCAUAUUAGGGAAGAAUUAGGGGAACUGAUGCAGCUCGUGAAAGAACAGAAGCUGAAGAACGAGUUGUCGGGCAUGCAGAAAAAGAGGAGUAACCAUGGAAACAUGAAAUCCAGCUCCAAACUGCAUCAGACCAAUAGCCUGCAGAGCAGGGUGAGGCUUCAGCCUCCAAGUUCAGAAAGUUCACAGUCAUUAUCGAUGCUGAUAGAAAAUCAGCAGGAACAGAGCACGGCUUUGGAACAGAUGAACCAGAGGCUUCGGUCUCUAGAAAGGAUGAUUCGUCACAGCCUGCAAGCUAAUGCUCCUCCAGGUUCUUCAUCUACAGCAGAUUGGGAACAAGUAAACAUACAGGCAGUCAGCAGGAUGUCAGGGGACAGGGAAUAUCAUCCAUCAACAGCAUGGCAAGUUGACGAGCCCAACAGUCAUGUGACAGUGGACAUCAUUGGCAGAACAGAUCAGUCAUCGCAAAAGAAUGAGUAAUACUUAUGUGUCUAUGUUGGACAUGACACGUGUUCUGGAGGAAUCGAGUGGUAAGAUCCCAUCUUGGUGGACAUUCAUAUAUCGCUACAGUCAGCCUUGUUCCUCCUGGAUUGAGCUUUUGCACACCCAUUUAUAUAAAACACGACUUGUGUUGGAAAUGUUGUUCCUCUGGUGUGACCUGAAGACAUUUCAACAUCUCGUUUAUGGAAUCCUGUUUCUGAAGGAAGGAGCCAUACUUCUCUCUACCUCUGUUUAUGGCCUGACCCCAUCACGGUGGAACCCAGCAGAUUCUGUGAAUGAAAAGCACUAAAUGGUCACCUCACAUGUCACUAUGAUAUUAACAAUUACUAUGGGAAUUACAGUGAGAGCACUUGUAGGUUCCCAUAAAUCAUAUACAUGGAUGGCUAUUGAAGGACCAUAAUUAGUGCAACUCUAUUGAAAAAGACAUAAUGUUGGAACCUCUACUGAUGUGACCUUAAAGGGGUAUUCUGGUUGUUAAAAGUCAUCCUCUAUCCACAGGAUAGGGGUAGGGAUCCUACCUCAGGUACCACCACCAAUCCCAAGAGUGGGUGCCCCGUACCCCUUUAGGCUAGGGUGGCUUCCAUGGGGCUGCUCUAUUCAUUUCUAUGGGAGUUCCGGAAAUAGCUGAGUGCUGUACUCGGCUAUCUUCAGAACUGCCAUAGAGAUGACUGGACCAACAGUACAUAUGCUCAGUUUGCCGCUCUGUUCAGACCCCCGCUGAUCUAAUAGUUAUCCCCUAUCUGAUAACUUUAAAACAACCGGAAUACCCCUUUAAGGGGUCACCACAAACAUUAAAGGGCUUUCCUACAUCCAAUGCUAAGUGUGUAAAUGUUACAUAUAUAAGAAUACACUGUGAGUAUGUGAAUAACUGUUCAGAUGGAGGAUGUAUGAAUACUUGUAUUGCAUGUUG
Bufo gargarizans (Asiatic toad) is the source of this 3479-nucleotide messenger RNA. RefSeq names its product transient receptor potential channel pyrexia-like. Gene Ontology annotation, biological process: calcium ion import across plasma membrane. NCBI's taxonomy places the organism in Eukaryota, Metazoa, Chordata, Amphibia, Anura, Bufonidae. The record is from RefSeq and is a predicted model, not a curated record. Gene Ontology annotation, molecular function: calcium channel activity; protein binding. Gene Ontology annotation, cellular component: membrane.